AUGAAGAAUGUGUACGCGACACAGGCAGAGCAUGCUGACCGACUAUUGCGUCUCGAGCAACGUUCGGACAGCGAUCCUCGUCUGAAGUCCGUGUGGGGUGGUCAAUCGCCUUAUCCUAGCGUCUUGAAUGGGACUCCUCAGCAAGAUCACGGUUACAAUCCUGCUGCGGAAGCGUUCAAAAAUUUUGAUCAAGACCAGCCUAGUAGUAUGCUCGGAAGCUUACAUUUAGACACGGAGGACGAACCGAGGAGGGGCGCUGCUUCUAGAGCGAACAGUGUGCGCUUCGAUGAGAGCGCUCUUCACGGUCAUUUCGGUCAAGGCUCUCGGUGUUCCUCGGACUUCCUCCCUAUGCGAACCGGUAGUGCGUUUGGCAGUCAUCCGAUGACCGAACGCUCUUCGUCACACAAGUCUGACGGCAGGCAAAGCUCUACACAUUCAGCUCGAGCAAGCAGUUUUGGUUUUGAGACCCGUCCAUUGUCCGCCACUGUGGCUCCCUUCGUUCCUUUGGCCCCACCUCCUGGUCUCUUCCUUUUGGGACAUGUCCCUUCAAUAAUUCGCUGCUGGCUGGAUACAAACUUCUCCAACGAGUCUUUGCUUUACGCUUCCGUUUGCACGGGCUCCUACAAGUCUAUUCUGGACGUCGAUUUGAUAAACCGUCUAGGAUACCAAGAUCAAAUCACAGUUGACCGUGAAGGACAAAAAAUGAUCAAGCUUCCAGUGUACCUUCCUGAAGCUACCAUACAGCAGUCGUCAUCACGCUCGAGUAGUCCUGCGCCAUCGCUACCUACUCUUACGACCUCAUUCGUGGUUCAAGACUUACAGUGUAAGACAGAAGCGAUUCAGAUCUUCCUCGGCAGCGACUUGCUUCGUACUCGCAACGGUGACGUUCACUUUUCUCUUGACCGUUUAACGUUAUUUGACGAUGACCGCAAUAAGCUUUCUGUGCCUUUGGUCCGGCCAGAGAACGCAACUUUGUUCCAGAGUCUUCAGACAACCAUCGCAUCAGACACUUCGUUGAGGUCCCCUUCUGCAAACGUCUCUGGCCCGGCGAGCGAGAUCUUUCAAGCCAAUGGCGAGGCGAAAGAGGCGCAUGUAGAGCUGUCAACUGGAAAACCUGAUGACCAACCGAAGGAGACGAAGACACAAACCUCGACUAACGCUAUGCCUCCACCUGCGGCUCCGUCGCCCUCAGUGAUAGGAGAAGGCAGGAAAACGAUAGCAGAUCGUGGCAAUAGCGAGUCAACAUCUUCGGUUUUGGUAAACAAUGACCUCAAGGACUCGGAGAGCAUGACCAAUGGCACCACGCCUGAUACUCCGACAAAAUCCGAAAGUAGCAAUAUAUGGGGCUCCUGGCGACGAGACUCUACCCAAGGUACCCGAGUAGACCCGUUAGCCGCCGGCUCAUCAUCGAAUACUGGCUAUCAGCGAGCGGGGCGGGCUAGGGGCAUGAAGGUACUCAGACCAGCAAGACUGAACACGUCUCGUGCGACUUCUGUACAACAGCAGCCGCUAGGAUUUGACGCCGCACCCUCACGUUUUGGUGACUCUGGUAAGCCCGAAAACAACGAGAAUCAAAGUCCUGCCACGGAUCAGAGGUCGUUCUCAGGAGAUGCCAAAGCCCCCUUUCAGUCUCUGACAAACAAGCCCAGGUCGUCGAAUCCAGUUGGCGGAGCUUCUGCGUUCGGCUGGCUGAAUCCGAGCCAGCAGAAACAGGGGCCUUCCGAGUGA
Molecule: messenger RNA, 1728 nt
Organism: Letharia columbiana
Lineage: Eukaryota; Fungi; Ascomycota; Lecanoromycetes; Lecanorales; Parmeliaceae
Exons: 2
Coding region: 1-1728 (575 amino acids)
Source: RefSeq, a predicted model, not a curated record